Larimichthys crocea (large yellow croaker) is the source of this 554-nucleotide messenger RNA. Its product is annotated as three-finger toxin MALT0070C-like. NCBI's taxonomy places the organism in Eukaryota, Metazoa, Chordata, Actinopteri, Sciaenidae. The record is from RefSeq and is a predicted model, not a curated record. The coding region runs from base 44 to 343 and encodes 99 amino acids. The transcript has 3 exons.
CUUCUUACAAGUUGGAUUAAAGGUCUGUUGUUCUCUUUUCAUCAUGAAGCUUUAUGGAGUUCUGCUUCUGUUGGUGACUCUGUCUGCAGCAUAUGGAUUGAAAUGCUACUACUGCGUAACCUCCAACCCCAAAACCUGCACCUCGAUCGGAACUUGUGCUCCUGGCUUAGACCGCUGUGCCACACUCGAGAUGGAUGGUGUCAUCAUCAAGGGCUGCGAAAGUAGUGCCACUUGUAUCAGCCCGAUAAAAUGCUGUAAAGGGGAUUUGUGUAAUGGUGCCAUACCCACUGGAUCCAGUGUUCUCCUCCUGCUGGUGUCCUCCAUCAUCGCAGUCUUUCUCUGAGAUUCUGAAGAAUACCCUAUCUGUACAACUCAAAACAUUUUUCAAUAAAACCAUAAUAUGAUGGACCAUUGAAUUGUUUCAUCUUUUGGUGGCACAUCACUAUUUACAGCAAAUAAAAAUAGCUUUGUUAUGAAGCCCUGAUCAGAAAGAAAAGUGUGUAAUGCAUGAAUGUGGAGGAGCAAGAGAGCUAAGUGAUCAAUUCUAAGUGAUU